AUGGAUACUAUUUCUGAAGACACUCCUUCUUAAUCUUAUAUAAAGGAUGCAUCCAUGUAAGAGAAAACAGAUAAUCCUUUAAAUUAGGAAAAAUAAGAAGCUUGUUAUUUAAAGAGAAAAGUAAAAGCAAUUUAGAAUAUAUGCGAAAAAUACUAAAUUUUUUUAUAGUUUUUAUUGGGAAUAGAUUUAAACAAACACUAAAUUGAUAUACUUCAAUAGAUGUGGGGUAAUUUUAGUAUGGAAACAUAAGAGACUUAGCUUCCUGAUGCGAUAAUAAAGUUCAUAAUUAUUAUAUAAAUAGAUUUCCAAAUCCUGAUUAUGGAAAAUCAAAUUCACAUUCAAUAUCUGGAAUUGAGGGUUUUGAAUUAAUAAAGACAUUGAUAAAAUUUAAUAAAGGUAGUAUAGAGGAGAAAAUAUUAUUAAAAGCAUGUGAAGGUGUAUUAUAAAUUUUGGAUGAUUCAAAAGAAGGUUCAAAAAAUGGUCGUAGAAAAUUAUUUAGAUAGAAGGUUAGAAGAGAGAAUUAAUUUAUUUAAUUUGAAAAUACUGAAGAAUCAAAAAGAUUAGAAACUAGUGCAACAAUUAAUGAAGAGGAUUAGAAAGAAAAGUUAAAGGAUUAACUUAUAUUAAAGCUUAGUAAUAGAUUAACAGGAAGUUGGUAAUUUGAUUCAGAUUAGAAUUAAAUUAAUGAAGCAUUUGAAAUAGAUUAUAAAUUGUUGAAAUUCUUAUCUAAUAAAAAAGUAAAUUAAGGAGGUUACCUAAUUAAAUAUGAUAAUGAAUGGCAUAGAACAAAAAGAGAUACAAAAGAUUUUUCAACUUUAAUAAGAAAUUUGAUAUGUUUAAUUUUAUGCAGAUAAGGAUAUUAUACACAAUAAUUUUUAUCAAAAAACGGAAAGUAUAUAUUUUGUUCUUUGUUUGCAACAGAAGAAAGUUUAAAAAUUUAAGCAGAAUCUUAAGGACUUUUUAAACUAUUAAAUAUUUAGUUUAUAGAUUUAUUUUCAUUUGAACCUCUUGAUAAAAGUUAUAGACCUCUUAGAUUAAAUAAUAGAUUAUGGAAACCUUAAAAUUAUAAAAAUCUAUCUUAAAUGUUUAUGUACUUUAGACCAAUUUUAGUUGAAUUAAUAAAAGAAAUAGAUUUCAAAAGAAUAGCUAGAGAAGUUAAUUAAAGUGGAAUAAAUUAGAAAUUAUUUAAUUAUGGAUUAGAUAUGUAUGAUGAUUAGGAUUGUCCUUCAGAUUAAGAAUGGGCAGCUUACUAUUUCUUUUUGACUCAUCUACAUUAAUAAAUUAAUGCUACAAGAUAAAACUUUUUAAUAAAUAAUGAUAUUGCAGCAUUAAUUAAUAAAUAGAUAACACCAUUAGAAUUAUAUUUAAGAAGAGCAUAAUCAGAAAAUUAGAUUAACAUAGAUAUGCAUUUAUAUAAAACAUAUUAUUAAGAUCUUGAAGAAAUUAAGAAUUAAAAAAUUAAUAAACUAAAAAAAUAGGUAAAUGAUGUAAUUGAAGAAUAUAAGAAUAUUUUUAAUUUAACUACUAAUCCUUAUACAAAAUUAAUAAAAGUAUUAAAAAAAGAAUAAUUAGCUAAGAAAUAUUUGGAGAUAUUUAAAGAAUCACUUAAAGUAGCAAAUAACGAAAAAAAAUAUUUAAAAUGUUUAUGGGAUUUAGUUUAUUUAGAUCAUCCUUUAAAUAUGAAAACUAAAUAUUCAAAUCCAUAAGCAGAUAGAUCAUUACAUCAUAAACAUUGUUAGUUGAUGUGUUGGAAAAAGUAUUAAUUAAAUUAAGGUGAGAAAGUAACAAUAUUUUAAUCAUCAGAAAGAUUGAGAUUAGCUUAUUUAAAUAUAUUUUAAAGUUUUAAUAUCUCUUUACUUAAUUAAAAAGGUUUAAUUAAAUAAUUAUUUUGUUUACAUGAUAAUUUUGAAUUAUAUGGCAUUUAUUAUUCCUCUUAUGAAAAUUUAUCUAGAAAUAGAGAAUAAUUUUAUUAAGAAAAAUUAUUUGAUAUUGCAACCUAAUUGAAAUUUCAUUUAUUAAAUCCAAUGAAAAUGAAAUUUGAUUUAUUAUGUUAAUAUUUUGGAGAAUCUGUAGGUACAUACUUUUAUUUUCUAUGCUUCUUUUCUUAAAUGCUUUUGUAUUAAAAUUGCUUAGGUUUACUUUAUUAUCUAAUUUAAAUACCAUCCAAUUUAUAAUAAUAUUUAAGUAUUUUAGAAAUUAUUUAUCUUGUUUGCUAAUUAUAGAUAACAUCACUUUAUACAUCAAAAUGGGAAUAAUAAUUAAAAAUAUUCAAUUAAUCUUAUGGUGUAAAUAGUCAAGAGGAUAUAGAUACAACUUCAAAUAAAUAAAUUGGAGAACCCAAAAGAUCCCUUAUUAAUGAUUAAAUGAAUGUACCUUCAAUCAAUGAAUUAGAUUAAAUAUUUAGGGAAUGUAUUUCUAUGUUAAUUUUUAUAUUAAUUUAGUUACUAUACUCAAUCAUAUUUAUAGCUCUUUAUUUUUUAUGUGCAUGGUUUCAGUCUCUAUUCAAUAAGACUCCUACUAUUAAUAAUUUUGAAAUUAUAAUUAUUGCUAUUUUACAUUUAAUUCUUAAUAAAUUAUACACAUAUCAUGCAUAGAAAGCAAUUUAAUAAUUAGUUGAUUUUGAAUAAUAACGUACUAUUUAGGCUGUAAAAUAAAGUUACAAUUUAAAACUCUAUUCUUUUUCAAUCAUAUAAUAAUUGGGGCCUCUUUUGAUUUUGAGAUUCUUUAAUCAAUCAUUUUAAUUAGUUUGUGAAUCUGAUUCUUGUGAAUAGUAUAUUGGAUAUUACUUUCUUACUUAUAUAAUUAUAAAGAGUGUUGAAAAAUUAUGUGUUUUUCUAUUUAAUUUUUAUUCUUUAAGAAGAUAACCUUUGUUUAUAUACAAAUUUUAAUAACAUGAUAUUAAUGAGUAUAUAGAAGUUUAAUCAAAGAAACCUUCUAAUAUAAAAGAUCAAUAUUUCAAUUGUAUAGAAGAAAACUUAUAAUAAAAUAUGGUUGAGUUAACUAUUUUAACAUAUUUUGCGUACAUCUAUCCAAUUACAUACUUUAUGUAAUGGCUUUUGUUUGUAGUUUAGAUAUAUGCUGAUAAAGCAUAAUAUCUAUAUUAUUAUUAAAGACCUUGGCCAUAAAUAGACUGUUUUGUUAAAGUUUGGAAUAAUAUAUUAUAAUAUAUUAUAUUAUCUAGUGUAAUAAUAUCUAGUUAUGGUUUAUCUAAUUCACUUGUUUUUGAAAAUAAAAGUUAGAUAUUUGUAUUUGUUUCAUUUAUGCUACUUAGUUAUACAUUAAAUUUUGUAUAUUAAGUAUGGUAUUCAGAAACACCUUCAUAUUUAUAAAAAUUAAAUUUAAGAUAAAAAUACUUAGUGAAAUCAACACUUGAGAAAUUUAAAAAAAAGAAUAAAACUAUUAAUUUUGUAGAUAAUUAAAAUUUGAAAAGAAUGCCAAUCUAUAAAUUUUAUGGUUUAAAACUCUAAGAAUAAGUAGAAUAAUUUGAAACAAUGAGUUCUGAUAGUGAUUUAGAAAAAUAUUAUAUAAGAAAUGAAGAAAUGGAAGAACCAAUUUUAUAAGAUGAAGAUAUAAUUAUUUAAAAACCAAAAUUGAAAAGUAGAAUAAGAAAAUCACCUAUUUUUGUAAGAUCUUCUAGUUUUUAUGAAAAAUUUAUGAUUCAAAAAAAGAAGAAAUCUAAAAAUGAAGAUAAUAUUUAAAAAGUAUUUCAUAAAGUUAAUUUAUUACUUAAUUAUCAUAAAUCAUGGACUGAUUUAAGAAUAAUUUAAAGAAAUUAUUAUAUACCUAGAAAGAAAUAGUUUAUUAAAAAUUUUGAUAUCUUAAGAUAUAAUAUAAUAUAAAAAAGUUUAUAAACAUAAAAAUCUUAAGCAAAAUAAUUCAUAUAAAAAUUUUAUAGAAAAAAGAUUGCAAAAUUAAAAGAUUCAAAAGAAGAACAUGAUAUAAAAGAAUUGGAAGGAAUUUAUGAAAAAAUGAGAAAAUAUUAUAAUAAACAUAAAUGGUUAAAUGCUUAAAAAUUUAUAUUCAUUAAAAUCAAAAAAGCUGUAUGGUUUAAUAGAUUUAGAAAGACAUCUAUUAGAUUAAAUUCGAAAAUUUUAAUUCAUGUCUUUUAAAAAAGAUUAUCAGCUAAAUAAUAUCCAGGAGAAGAAACAAAUUUUUAACAUUUUGAAAAAAAUAAUAAAGGUUUUGAAUUUAAAGAGGUUUCUUUAUAAAAUAUAAUUAAUUUUAGUUAAUAAUAUACUUAAAAGUAAUAAUUUUAAUUAUUUUAGUAAUGUUAAAUUGAUACCAUUAUCAGCAGGAAAUACAAAUCUUAAAUAUUAUUCAGCAUCUUAUAAAAAGUCAAGUUAUUUUAAGGAUGUAAUAGAAAAAGUAAGAGAUACUUAUAUAUUUGAUACUUAAAAAUUAAUAUUAUAAUCUAUAAUGAUGGAAUAUUUUGAAGAGGAAAUGUUUACAAUCCCUGAAAUCAAUUUUGUUAGAUAAUUAAAUGAUACAAUGUGGUUAGCUAAUAUAAAUGAAAAGAAAUAACCAUAAUUAAUAUAAUUUUUAUAAUUGAAACAUGGAUAGAAAUUGAAAUACUUACAAUCCAUCAAUGAGGAUAGAGGUAUUAGUUAUAUUUAGGGUGAAUGUUAUACUAGAUUAUCUAAUCACAUUGAUAAGAUUGAUGAUUUUUAUGUUAAAGGAUAUUGUGUAAUAGUAUAUGAAUAAUCACCAAUUACAACAUUAGAAAAUGUAAUUAAAUAUCGAAAAAAAUACCAUUUAAAUUAUAGUUAUGAUGAAAUAUUGUCAUUCUUUUAUGAUAGUUUACUUUUAUUACUUAGAGAAUAGCAUGGUGAUAUUUCAACCAAAAAUUAUUUAUUAGAUAAUAAAAGCUAUUAUUUAGGAAAUGCAAUUAAACCAGAUACAGAUAAUGAUUUAUUUUGUUUAGCAAAAGUCCUUAUUUCUAUGAUUACUUUAACAUCAUUUAAAAAUUCAUUAAAUUCUUUAGCUGAUAUGGAAAAACAUGAUCUUUAUGAUAUAAUAAUUAAAAUGCUUAAUGGAAGCAGUAACAUAAGUGAACUUUUAUCAUUUUUAAAGUAUUAAGAGAAAUUCUAAGAGAGUUUCGUUGUAGAGAGAUAAGAAAAUAAUGAAAAUCAAUAGUGUGAUUUCUCUGAAUAUUUAUAGUUGACUUUGCAUAGAGGGAAUUUUUCAUUAAGAAUGAAAUAAUAUGAAAAAGGUUUAAUUUACAUACAUUAAUUUGAAUAGAUAUUACAUAGAUAAAUAUAUAAAUGUGGAAAUAAUGCUUCAGAAGCCUUUUAAGGAUAUGUAAUUAAUAAUUUUAUGAAAUAUUCUAUUUGUCAUAAUGAUAUGGAAGAAAUAAUAUAAAUAACAAUGGUUUUUUAUAUUAAAUUUUGUAUUCAAAUGCAAAUUAAAACAAGACGUUAUAAUCAUUCUAUAUAUAAUAUAAAUAAUAUUUAGGAAAAUACUAAACAUAGUAAUCAAUUAAAUUAAUAAUUUGAUAUAAUUUAUAAUUGCUUAGGAGAUCUAAUUAAAAAUCUAGAUCUUGUUCUUAUUUAAUUAUAAAUUAAUAUCAAUUUAGAAUAAAUAACAAAAUAAGAAGCUUAAGCAUUAUUUGGAAUUACUAAGAAUUAAUCUGGGAAUGUAAUAAAAUUAAAGCAUUUUGAAAGAAUUUAACUUAUUAAUUAAUUAAGAUUAAAUAAAAAACUUAUUGAAAAUUUAUUUUAAUUUCGAAAAACUAUUCGAAGGUUUUAAAAUUAAUUUAAUGCACUUAAUAGUUUAUCACAUUAUUUUAAAAUGGAAAUGCCAAUUGCAGCUAAAAAAAUAGAUGAUUGUAUUGAAAUUUAAAUGGAAUUAAUAAAAUCAAAGAAUUAAUUAGAAUUAACAAAAGAAUUAAAAGAUUUAAGUCCUGAUCUUUAUAAUUAUAAUUAAAUGUCACCUAAAGAAAAUAAAAUAGAUGCUUUUACAUUUUAAAUCAAUUUUUCUAUGAGUUAAUUUUGUUAAGAUGAUCCAACAUAUUUUCAUCAACUUCUUUAUUAUUAUUUUCUAUAAAUAGUAAUAUGGCAUGAUUCUGAAAAUGAUAUUUAUGAAAGAAAAGCAAAAAGCUUUUUAUUAAUGGGAAUUGAGAAUUCUCCAACUUAUGAAUAUUUUUGUAGUUAUCUUAAAAGUAUUACUUUUGAUGAAAUACCUAUUUAAUAUAUACAAAAAGAAUAAGAAUGUGAAAUUGGUAAAUUUGAAUGUGUAAAAUUAUAAAAAUGGAUAGAAUAAACCUAUUCUUAUUAAUCAGAAUAUAUAUUAUCUACUAACUUUUAGUAUAUGUGGAAAUAAGUUUUGACAUAUAGUAAUCUUAAUUAAAAUAUACAUAAUAAAUAAAUUUUGCAUGAAGAAUUAAAAAUCAAUCCUAAAGAUUUAAAAGUCUAACUUUAUCUUAUAAGAAUUAUUUAAUAAAUUUUACAUUUGGAUUGUUAUUUUCCAUUAAAUUAUAGAAUUUCUCAAUUAAAAUAUCAAGUAGAUCAAAUAGAUAGAGAUAUUUAUAGUAAUUCAUAUAUUGCAUAAUUAUAAAGACUUCAUCAUUCAAUUACUAUUCCUUUUGAUUCAUGGUUUCAUAGUAAUGGUUUAUUAUAAUUCAGAUUGUAUCACAUUUAAAGCAUAUUUUUUGCAUUUUCUCCUAAACAUAUAGAGAAUUUAGAAAAUACUGAAAAUUCUUUAAGAGAAUUAGCUAGAAAUGCAGUUAGUGUAUUAAAUCUAUAAAAAGAUAAUAGAGAUAUCUUAAUGAAAAUUUAAUAAAUUUUAUUAGAGGAUACACUAUUAUUAAUUGAUGUAAAUCUAAAGAAAUAAUAAUUAUUUUAAAUUUUAUAUUCUUAUUUACUUUUAAAAAUACAUCAAAAUUAAGAUCUAGUUUAAACAAUCAAAAUAAUAUAAAAAGAAUAGGCAAUUAAUAUAUAACCAUCUAUUAUUAUCUUAAUGAUAUUACAAAUAUUACUUUAAUAAUAAUAAUAUGAUUAAAUGGAAUUUUUAAUUUAAUUUUGUAAAAAAUCUAUUUCAACUAAAUCAAUUUUAUUUGCAUAAAUGCAUGAAAAUUUUGAAAAUGAUUUAAACAUUAUGGCAUUAUAUAUACCAAACAAAAAAAUAGAUUUAAAUUUCAUAGCUCCUUAUGAUUCUUUAUACUAAAGAUCUCAUAGUGUUAUAUUUUAUGAUGAUAUUAAUAUUUAUUCAAGACAUCUAAUACAUCAUUUCUUUUAUUUUUAAAAUUUUUUUGAAGUAAUUGAAUAUUUUGAAGAUAAUUUAAAUUAAAUAGAAAAUAAUAGAGAAUUAACUCAUUUGAAAUAAUUAUAUGAGAACUUUUUAAUUUACAUUAGAGUUUCUAUUGGAAUUAUAAAAUAAGAAAAAGCAUAAGAUUUUAUAUUAAGUAUUCAUUCAUAAAUUUAAGAUGAUAAUAAUACAUUAAUAGCAGCAAUUAAUAAGCAUAUUCUUAUUCGUAUUUAUUUAAAUUAAAAAGAAUAUCAUGUUGCUUUGCAAUAUUCAUAUUAAGUACUUUAAUUUUUUUAUGCUUAUGAAAAUAGUAAAUAAAUAACAUUAGGGGGUGAUUUUUAGAAUAAACAUUAUAAAAGUUUGUCUAAAUUUCAAGGGAUUUUAUCAAAUUUUCUUCCUAAAGAUUUAGUUCGUAAAACUUAGAUUAAUUAAUAAUCAAAUGAUGUUUAUUAUUGUCAUUUAAUUGAUGAUGAAUUUAUUUGUGAAAUAAUUUUGAAUCAUAUAGAUAUUUUGACAAAUAUACAUUAAUUUAAGUUUUCUUUUUUUUAAGUAUUAAAUUUAUUGGAUAAAAUAAAGAAUUAUUAUUAGAUUGCAUAUUUGUAUAAACUUUUAUCUUUAAUAUUCUUAGAGAAUAUGAAUUUAGAAAAAUAAUCUUUAGUUUAAUAUGAUUAAUAAAUUAUGAAUGAAGCAAAAGAGAUUAUAAGAGAAAGAAAACUAUUAAUUAAUUGUUAUUAAUCUUUUAAGCAUUAACACACAUAAUAAGAAGUUAUAGUUUACAAUUAAUAAUUAGCAAAAUUAACAUUUAAAUAAAUAGUUUAUUAAAAAUUUGCUAAAAAACCAGCAAAAGAGGAUUUAUUGUUCUUAAUUUAAUUAUCAGCAGAAAAAGCUUUAGAAUUCUUUUAAAUACUUUCCUAAUAACAAAAAAUAACAAACCAUAUAUUUUAUAUAAAUAUAUAUUUGAUUUUAGCUGAAUGUCAUUUGAAUUAACUUAAUUUUACUUAAGCCUUAGCAAAUGUAGAUUUGGCAGAAGAACAUACUAUUGAAAUUUAUGGAAAAGCUUGUCAUCCUCAAAUAGGGUACUUACUUUUAUCAAGAGUAUUAUUUCGAAAAAAGUAGUAAGAGUUAUAAAUUUAAAUUGUUAAAGAAUUAAAAUAAAAUAACUUUUUUGAUAUAAGUUAGAUUAAGACAAUAACUCUUCUAUUGAUAUAAGAAAAUAAAACAAUAACUUAUUGGAUAGAUAUUUAUAAAAGGAGUAGAGAUGUAUAAACAUUUUUUAAGAAUGUAAAAGAUGUUAUGAAAUUGAACUAAAACUUUUGUGAUAAUUUUUUAUUUUCUGAUGAAAGUUGUUCUGUUGAGGAUAUAUUCAGAGAAAUAACUAGAUUAUUUCCAUCUCUUAAUUAUAUUUCUGCACAAAGCUAUUUAAGUGUAAAAUAUUAUCAUAAAUUUAGGCCUCUCAUCAUUUUAUAUAUUUAGAUGAAAAUAAUCAAUAUCGUUAACAAAUCAAUCAAUUACUUAAUAAUCAUAUUUGA
This is a messenger RNA of Paramecium pentaurelia, 8771 nucleotides long. NCBI's taxonomy places the organism in Eukaryota, Ciliophora, Oligohymenophorea, Peniculida, Parameciidae. The record is from the annotation of a GenBank genome assembly.